Molecule: messenger RNA, 1531 nt
Organism: Oncorhynchus keta (chum salmon)
Lineage: Eukaryota; Metazoa; Chordata; Actinopteri; Salmoniformes; Salmonidae
Exons: 2
Coding region: 172-954 (260 amino acids)
Cellular component (GO): membrane
Source: RefSeq, a predicted model, not a curated record
UACUGUGCGAGCCUGAUGAAGGCUUCUCUCACACACACACACACACACACACACCCCCAGACAUUUAUUUUUUAGAACAUUUCUCACACAUACGGCUGUUUUUUAAAUCUUGGCUGGCUUCUCCCGUGUUACGAAGUACCACAAACAAACUUGUCAACUCCGUCAAGAAAUAUGAAUGGCUCCCGGGUCUGCCUCUUGCUGUACAGUGUAGUACUAAUGGGAUAUGGGGCUAGCCCUGAAACAACCAUGGGACCAUCUGUACCUACAGGUUUAACCACAGCAACAAAUCAAACCUCAACUACACACUCCACUUGGGCAACAUCUGCAACCAACAUCCCAGCAACCACCAACAUCCCAGCAACCACCAACCCACCAUCCAGAGCCAAUACUAAGGCGAAUCCCUGUGCCGACUGUCUGUUUAAGGAGAUGGAUGGCACCAUCCUGCUGAUAGUGACGGGUUGCCUGGUGGUCCUGUGUACCGUCCUGCUGGUCUCCACCGUGGUGCUGUUAUACCAGGUGUUCCACCUGAAGCACCAGCUACGUAGCAGCACCAUCAGCAGCCACCCCACCCGCAGCAACGUAGACCUGGAGAGUGGUUCUGGGCACUGGGGCACUGGGCAGAAGACCAAGGAGAGGCCUGGCUCUGAGCCCAGUGAGACCAGCCUGAUGAUGCCAGAGCUCAGACAGAUGCAGGAGGGGGAGAGGGGCAAGGAAGAGGAGCCAGAGAAGUCAGUCAAGGAGCAAGGGAAAGAUGAGACGGCGAAAGCCAAGCCAAAGAAGAAAGAGAAGGAGGCAGCCACAGCUAACGUCACAUCAGGAAGUGCUGAAAAUGGAGCUGCGACCCCCAGCCAGGAGAGUCCAGUCACCACCAACCAGCCUGCAGAGCCCCCUGACCCCGCAGCCACAACAGCCUCUCCUUCCUCCCAGGCCUCCAGUGAUGUGGUGGUGGGGUGAGGUGCGCACUCAUGGUGACCUUCUCAGACCGCAUACCGAUUGGUACAGCACAGUUUUAUACAACAGCUUCUAUUGACAUGCCCUAAAGAGACCAUCUGCUUUCGCACUGACAGGUGUUUGCGUAGACAAAUAGAGUGAUUUUUCAAUACCACAGUAGCUUUUUUUCAUUUGUAUUUUUGAAAAACAAAAAUAAGUAUUUGUUCAAAUGUAGAGCAUUCCUCGUGUCACUGAUCAGAGGAACUGACUCCUAUUUUGUCUAGUGGAUAUAUUCACAGCUUGCUUGUUGUCACAUUUCACAUUUCCCUCACUUUUUUAAACAUUGUAAAUGCAAUAUAAAUGCUGUUAAUAUGACAAAAGCAGAACCAACCACCACUGAAUUGUAGUAUCAGGUCAAGUAAAGAGACUCUGCAUUUAGAGGAUUUUAAGCAUCAAAGCUCUUCCAGAAACACUCACAAUGUAUUACUACAAUUCAACAUCACUUUCUUGGUCUUUUCUCUACAGUAAAGAAGAAUUCAAAUGUUUCUACUCUAGCUCCAUCUAUCCUUUGUAUACACCAAUAAAGAAUUACGACACCUUG